AUGGGAAGAUCAGCUCCAUCAUGCUUCAAGAUCAUCACUUGUAGCUGUGAUUCCGGCGAUCAUGAUGAUCUCCAAACCCCCGAAAGCAAGAGUUCUAGUGACAGAAGGGGAUGGGGCUUUCGGAAGAGAUCUGCUAGACAUCGAGUGUUGAGCAACUCUGUUAUCUCAGAAGCAACUUCCUCUGCAAACAAGGAAACCUCAGAAUCUACAGCGGUUGACUUUCAAGAGAAGCAUAAAUCUGUUCCAGAAAAAUCCUCGACAGAUGGGAAAAGUGAGUUGUCAACUGAAGUAAACUCAAAAUUAUUAGAUGCUGUAGUUGCAAGAGAUGAUGAUGCUACCCUAAAUGAGUUCAAUGUCAUUUUAAUCCAGGCCGCCAUUAGGGGAUUUCUGGCUCAAAGAGUUCUAUUGAAGAGUAAGAAUAUAAUCAAGUUACAAGCUGCCUUUAAAGGACACUUGGUUCGAAAACAUGCCGUGGGAACACUUCGCUGUGUUCUAGCAAUUGUCAAAAUGCAGGCACUCAUUCGAGCACGUCAUGCCCGUAGACGUAUAGAAGGAUUAAACUCUUUUGAGAAGCAAAGUGAAAACUGUGGGAAUGCUUACCAUGAUUCGACAAUUGUGGGCAUGAGUAAAAAUGAAGCCAAUCGUAAUGUCACAAUUUCCAUUGAGAAGCUACUUAGUAAUGGAUUUGCUCAAAAGCUAUUGGACUCAACACCAAGGACCAAAUCUAUAAACAUCAAGUGUGAUCCUUCAAAAUCUGACUCAGCCUGGAAAUGGUUGGAAAUGUGGAUGUCAGUUUCAUUGAUGAGCAACAACAAAUCACAGGCAUCAGGAUUAGCUGCAGAGCAGCAUGAGAGAGAAGAAAUUGGUCAUCCUGACAGCAAAGAAGACUUUGUAAUUCCAUCUGAAUGUACUUCUGAGUCAGUAGGCUUGAAAUCUUGUGCAGAAGCGUUGUCCGGUGCAACUGAAAAUGCUGACAACUUGGACUUACAGUCAUGCAGAUCAACAGCACCUUUGCGGAGUCAAAAAGUGGAGCUGCCUGAGCCCCAAAACUUUAAUGAAUCAAAUAUGACAUGUAAUGUAACCGAUUCUUUAUCUAUUCCACUGAAUGAAACAGAUAUGCUUCCGAAGGUGGAAUCCAAAUCUGACCCAGGUAAGCCUGAAAGAGAACAUGAGCAAGAAAUACACCAUGAUGAAGAAAAGUUUUCCACCAAGCAACCUGAAACUGAGAUGUCUGAGCUCUUUGAUGAAUCAAAGACCACAAAUAAUGUAAUCAAUUCUUUACCAAUUCAGCUGAAUGAAACAGACUUACCUGUGAAGGUGGAACCUGAAUCUGACCCUGGUAAGGUUGAAAGAGAACGUGAGAAAGAGAUACACCGAGAUGAGGAAAAGUUUUCCACCAAACGACCUGAAACUGAAGCACCUGAGCCCUUUGAUGAUUCAAAUACCACGUAUAAUGUUAACAAUGCUUUACCAAUUCAGCUGAACGAAACAGAUUUGCUUGCGAAGAUGGAACCCGAAUCUGACCAAUUGAAGUCUGAAAGAGAACAUGACCAAGAUAUACAGCAGGAUGAAGACAAGUUUUCCACCAAGCAACCUGAAACUGAGCCCCCGGAGUCCUUUGAUGAAUCGAAUACCACAUAUAAUGCUAUCAAUGCUUUACCUAUUCAGCUGAACAAAACAGAUUUGCUUGAGAAGGUGGAACCCGCAUCUGACCCAGUUAAAGCUGAAGGAGAACAUGAGGAAGAUAUACACCAUGAUGAAGAAAAGUUUUCCACCAAGAAACCUGAAACUGAGCCGCCCGAGCCCUUUGGUGAAUCAAAUGCAUAUAAUGUAACUGAUUCUUCACAUAUUCAGCUGAACAAGACGGAUUUGCUUGCGAAGGUGGAACCUGAAUCUGACCCAGGUAAGGCUGAAAGAGAACAUGAGCAAUCUAUACACCAUGAUGAAGAAAAGUUCUCCACCGAGCAACCUGAAAUUGAGGCAAAUAAGUUUUCAUUUGGUUCAAGGAAGACAAGUAAUCCUUCUUAUAUUGAUUCCCAGUUGAAAUUUCAAGAACUGAGUUCUGCUGCUCAGUUAACCAGUUCCACUAGUCAUGGUCUUGCAACUGAAUGCAAUGGUGAUAGGACUGAUCAACAAUUUGGAUCUAGCGAGGUUGGCUUGCCUGAAAGUUCUAUUUACCAAGCUUCAACAGUUCAAGUUGGUACCCUUGGAAGUGGGACUGAACUUCUCAUUGCUUCAAACCCUGAUUCACCAGAUAGGUCUCAGGUUGAAGCUGUUGAAUUUGAACCGAAGCAGAAGAUUUCUGAUGAGACCGACCAUCCCAAGAGCAAUGAGAAUUUAGAAGUUGAAGCUAACGAUAAGCCCAGCAUGCCAGCGACUGAUCUGCCAUCUAUCAAUUCAGAUCAGUUGGAAUUAGAUUGUGGUGUUAACUCUGCGAAUGUUGAAUGUGCUACUUCAAUCAUUCCUAUAGAUUCACCACAGGUAGAUAAGAAGCCAGAUACAGAUCCAAGCAAGAUGCACCUGGAGGGGGGAUCUGAGGCAAGCCAUCCAGUAUACAAGUCAUCAUCUGAAGCAUCUCCCAAAAGCCAUAUAACUGUUUCUGAUUCUCAAGCAACGCCUUCCACCCAAGUAUCUAAAGACUUCAAGGAAAUCAGGGACAAGAAAACAGAAUCCCAUCGGAAAAGUAGGUAUCCAUUGGCUGGUAAAGGACCCCGUUCAAAUGAUGAUCAUGAUUCAGUUGCAAGAAGUAGCUUGGAACAGUUAGCUAUGGAACAUAAAACUGGAAUGCGCCGAAAAUCCUUUGGUUCCGCAAGACCUGAUCAUGGUGAUGAGGAACAAAGAGAUAGCAGUAACUCUCUCCCAAGUUAUAUGCAAGCAACUGAAUCUACAAGAGCCAAAGCUAUUGCAAACAGAUCCCCGAGAUCAAGUCCAGAUAUGCAAGACAAGGAUAUUUAUGUAAAAAAGAGGCACUCCCUCCCUUGCGGGAAUGAACAGCAAGGAUCGCCACGUAGACAGUGGUCUAUGUCCCAGGCACAACAAAAUUCACCGGGAAAUGGAAUUCAUUCUCCUCAAGAAAGGAGGUGGCGGAGAUGA
Molecule: messenger RNA, 3093 nt
Organism: Fraxinus pennsylvanica
Lineage: Eukaryota; Viridiplantae; Streptophyta; Magnoliopsida; Lamiales; Oleaceae
Source: the annotation of a GenBank genome assembly